AUGCCCAAGCCUCAAUCGAAAUGUUUAUCACCACCUGGCCUUCCAAAGGGCCGUGAAGAAUUAGUCGCCUCCCUUCGAGCGCUGCUUGCUAACGACGACGUUGACCUGGAGAUUCUCAGGUCGGGCGCUCCUUGGCCCAGCGCUACAGAGAUUGCUCAACUAUCACAAGUUUCCGGCAGCAGUGAGGAUUCGCCAGCGGCCAUUUCUUGCUCCCCAAAUGAAACAGUUGUGGUCGAUCCAGCAUUGGGUGGCGAUUCCUGUUAUGCCAGCAUUGAUCUGGAACCCAACUGGCUGGGCAAUCUCAUGGCUUAUAGCUGUGACGAGCUUGUCGAGCAACCAGACUCGUUACUCGUUUGCUCAGCCUCCGAAAGUAUUAGCACCAGUAACAGCAGUAAUAACGGCAACAGCACUGACUACUUGUCACAUUUCUCGUCAAGCUCCAUCAGCCAGUGGGAUGCCCUGCUUGACUCUGUCUGCCCUCAAACACCCCACAAUAGGGCCAUUGUCCAAAGCCCGCAACGCCAGAACCAAGGCUCUGAAGUACCCCAACCCAGCAAAGCUAGUCUCCAUAGACUCGGAGAAGGGGGACCCGCGACGACAACAUCCCUGGCUGUGGGGCAAGCUGGGGCCAUCGACAGGGACAGAAGCGCUAGCAACAUUGCUUCAUGCCACGCAUCACCUCGAAAACGGCAGCGCCCUCAUUACGCAAUCGAGAAGCGAUAUAGGGCAGGCCUCCAGGAGCGUUUCGAGGCGCUUCGGGACUGCGUCACUUCGCUAAAACAGACGCAGCACGGACAGCGACUUCCGGGGAACAAUGAGGAUCUGACCGAGGGAGACGACGGAGCUAGCGACAACGACAGGGAUAGGGUAGUACGGAUGAAUAAGGCUGAAGUGCUGAACCAAGCAACCGUAUAUAUCCAACAGUUGCAGGAAGAGAACGAGGUUGCGAUAGAGCAUAUCAAGUUGUUGAUUGGUCAGUUUCGUGUUAUGAAGCGCGCAAUGCGGCAAGCAUUGGGGGCGGGUUUAGGUUCAUAG
Messenger RNA from Fusarium subglutinans, 1035 nucleotides. RefSeq lists its product as uncharacterized. The transcript has a single exon. Gene Ontology annotation, molecular function: protein dimerization activity. Bases 1 to 1035 code for a protein of 344 amino acids. NCBI's taxonomy places the organism in Eukaryota, Fungi, Ascomycota, Sordariomycetes, Hypocreales, Nectriaceae. The record is from RefSeq and is a predicted model, not a curated record.